AUGCCGACCAUCCUCACUCCGCAGGGAUGGGUCAAAGUUGCACCCCCUCCCCCUCGCAAACGACCCGUCAACCACGAUCCGACCGCCGUUCUUCGAGGGCCCCUGGCGUAUCUGGCUUGCCAGAGGAGCAAAUCGCCCAACAUCAACGUUGGCGGCGGCGGGAACGUCAAAGGCCGCGCUGCGUUCCCCUACGAUCUGAGUGCGAGCCCCGAGAAGUUGAGACGACAAGGCGAGGUAAACGCAAACAGGAGUGUUUCUGCUCCGGUCAUGCACGGCGCUCUUCACCCAGGCGACGACGAGGUGGAAGUAAUUCCUGAACCAGAGACCAGAUUGCCUCCGCCACCGCCGCCAUCAUCACCACCGAGGUCAAUAGAACAGCAGUCCAGGGCCAAAUCCAGGUCGAGUCCUAAAUCGCGAGCAUCGUCUCGAUAUCACGACGACCACGACCACGACUAUAACGACCACCGCUCCCGUCUCAGCGCCAGCACCCAUUCGCGUUCGCACUCCAGCUCGCACUCCAGUUCGACCUCUGGCUCGAGUUCAAGUUCUGGUUCGAGCUCCAGGUCCAGCGCGAGCUCAAGAUCCAGCGCGUCCAGCGCCCCGUCAAUAAAGUCUUAUCACAGACCGGCUCCUCCGUCUAUCAAAGCCAGGCCUCCUCCUGCUGCGUCCAUGCCGAUGCCCAUGGGCAUGCCUGCCGCGGACCCGAGAAUCCCCUAUUACUCGGCGGUGCCCACGUACGAUCCUUACGCGGUGCCGCCGCCGAUGCAGCACCAUCCCAUGCCAGCAGUGCCACCGACCCCGGUGUCCGUGCCAAUGGCAACAGGUGGUGCGAGAAGUCUUUCGUAUAGCUGGUACAACGCCACCACGCCGUUGAAGCUGUGA
This is a messenger RNA of Fonsecaea erecta, 882 nucleotides long. RefSeq lists its product as hypothetical. NCBI's taxonomy places the organism in Eukaryota, Fungi, Ascomycota, Eurotiomycetes, Chaetothyriales, Herpotrichiellaceae. The transcript has a single exon. The record is from RefSeq and is a predicted model, not a curated record. The coding region runs from base 1 to 882 and encodes 293 amino acids.